This is a messenger RNA of Paramecium octaurelia, 232 nucleotides long. NCBI's taxonomy places the organism in Eukaryota, Ciliophora, Oligohymenophorea, Peniculida, Parameciidae. The record is from the annotation of a GenBank genome assembly.
AUGUGUUAAAUUAAUAAUGAUAAUAAUAAGAAGGAUACUAUAUUUGCUAAUCUUACAAGCCAGCAAGAUAAAUUUGACUUAAUCCAAGGGUACUAGUAGAUUUAUUAUUAUUGAAAGACAUCUCAAGGGAAAAUUGUUGAGAGGUGGAGCUCUACCUUAAACACUUAAACGUUUCCAACCACUCUUCUCUGUGACAAUAUUUAAUUAAUGCUCUCUUUAAAUUAAAUCAUGA